UUUCAACCUUGGGUCCGUGUUGCUGCUCCCAAAAGUCUAUCUUGCUUUUGGUCACGCUGUGGCUUGGUUCACCUCCAGCGUUAUCAUUUGAAAAAGAUCUUGCGGGAGUCCGUGUCCUCCACGUGCCGCUCCAGCAGAUCCCAGUAUUUAGUCUCGAGACGCCAUCAUUCCCUGCUCAAGGAAGUAAUCCGAUCACACAGCCGACCUACCCUCAGCGAAAAUGGUUCUCUCACUGUCCUACCGUCGCCCUGCCUAUGUCUCCUCCUCUCGCACUUCACUCGACUCGGAGAAGCCGACCGAGUCCAUCAGCUCCGGUUCCAGCUGCCAGUAUGGCAUCCCCGACGCUCUCUCAUUCGACAAGAUCAUCAGUGGAGGAACCUGCCCACCUGUGACUACCCGCGAAUUCAUGGAUUUUCUGCGCUAUAUCGAACACGAUGCCGAAAAUCUCCAGUUCUACCUGUGGCACCGCGAUUACUGCAAGCGUUUUGCCGAGCUCCCAGUGAGCGAGCAAAAGCUUUCACCAGAAUGGACCGCGGAGCAGGCAUUGGCAGAGAGAACCAAUGCUGAGAAGGAAAAACUUCCAAGGAAGGUCGCCAACAGCGCCGCAGCCGUCUUGAAAGGAACCGAUUUUGACCCCAAUGCCAAACUCGGCGCACCUGAGUCUGUUCCCAACCCGUUCAACACUCCCCCGAGGACGCCGUCGGCUACUGAUCGUGAGAGUGUCGCUCCGUCGACCGUCGGCUACAGUGAAGAUGGCACCACACUUCGGACUGGCGUCACUAACCAUAGCAAGAAAGCCGAGGCAGCCUUCGAAGAAGCUGGCACAUUGCAGCCUUUCACAAUCCAGCCGUUCCGCGAGGAGAUCUCCCGUAUCAUUGCCAUCUAUAUUGCCGACCCGAGUUCAAGAAUGCUCAAUUUGUCAUCGAAAGAGAGAGCCGUUGUUUUGAAAGCCCUGUCGGUCACCACUCACCCUUCAGCCUUUCGCGAUGUCAUUGCCACUGUUGAGUGGUCACUGCGACGACAAGCUCAUCCCAACUUCAUCCGAUGGACCAUCUGCAACGGAAACAAGCCAAGGCAAACUUUUGCUCGUGGUCUGGGUGUUGCUGGCAUUGUGGCUGGCAUCGUCUAUGCCAUCGUGAUCACCCUCAGUUCGGCCAACCGUGGCUGGAGAGCAUUGGCGUUCCUGGGUCUCUUCAUCGGCAUUGCUACCCUGUUUGCGGCCUGGAAGGGCAUGUGUGUGGUCUUGCAUGGCAUGCAUCACCGACAUCUCCGGCCAUGGGAACUUUUCAAUGACGACGACGAAGCUUCUUCUGAUUACACGCUGAACAAGGGUUCGUUCGAUAGCCUGGGAUCUAGCAACAGCUAUGAAGACUCUCCCUGGGUGGCCAAGUACGAGAAGCGUAACAUCAUCCGCAAGAUCUUCGACCGCGAAGUUUGGAUUCAGGAGCCUGCGCUUCGACAAAUUCAGGACACGAUCUUCAUCCAAGCUAUCCUCACCUCCUUUGUCAUCUCAGCAAUCAUAACCGCCAUUUUCUUAGCUGUGCCUCGUGGCAACUACUUUUGAAUGACUUUUCAGCAGCCUCGCCCGUGACAGGAAAAUUCCCUGCCGGGCUUGAAGAAUCAACGGAGAUACCCAUUUGCAACCUAAACUUAGGGAGGAUCGCGGGCGACUCCGGCCGCAUGUUCAGUGUUUUAUUUGUGAAGGACUGGGGCGGAUAGUAGGGAAAAUAGGACGGGCAAGAGCCGAUGCGGAAAUCAAACAUACUUCACUAAGAAUUUCCUCAAGUCACCAUAUCUCUGCUGAAGGCUGGCGCUGCCGCUGUGGAACAAAAAUAGUUGAAUCAAGAGUCGAGUCUCA
This is a messenger RNA of Exophiala xenobiotica, 1858 nucleotides long. RefSeq lists its product as uncharacterized. The record is from RefSeq and is a predicted model, not a curated record. The transcript has 5 exons. Lineage: Eukaryota; Fungi; Ascomycota; Eurotiomycetes; Chaetothyriales; Herpotrichiellaceae. The coding region runs from base 221 to 1564 and encodes 447 amino acids.